CCAGUGGCUCAGAAUCAUACAAGAGAUAUGUCUGGUAUCUGGACAUCGACAGUUUUUGGACGUUAUCGGUUUUCGGCACUAAGAAAAAGUGCGCUAACUGAAACCGAACCCCAACACUCCGCGCAUCUCUAUUUGGCUCCUUUCUCUGGAACCUCUUUCAGAUUCAAUUCAAUUCAAUUUCACUAGGGAAAAAAUUUGAAGCUCAAAAUGAUGCAGAUUAAAACCCUAGCUCAUCGUCCUCCUCUAAUUUCUCCUCAAAAACCUAAUUUCAAGCAUUAUUAUUCUCAAUCUCCCCUGCAUUUGCUGACUCUUCGCACCCACAGCUCUAUUUUCCCUUCGAGUGUACACCUUUCCGCGCCAAAGUACCGCAGAAAUCGAUUUAUGCGCAAUUGCAUCAACUCGAAUCACGAUGUAGUUUAUAAUGACCAGGAAAUCGAGAGAGAAAAUGACAGUAAAAUUGCUUCUGUUUCGUCAUUUCAAGAAGGAGAGGAGACAGAAGUAGAGGUUAAAAGAGAGGCAUUGGAGAAUCAGACUAUGUGGAACCAAAUGAGGGAGAUUGUAAUGUUUACAGGGCCUGCUACGGGGCUGUGGCUAUGUGGGCCGUUGAUGAGUCUCAUUGACACUGCUGUUAUCGGUCAGGGAAGCUCAAUUGAGCUUGCUGCUCUGGGACCUGGAACGGUGGUUUGUGAUUAUAUGAGUUAUGUGUUCAUGUUCCUUUCAGUUGCCACUUCAAAUUUGGUUGCCACUUCGCUUGCGAGACGGGAUAAAAAUGAAGUGCAGCAUCAAAUAUCUAUCCUUCUGUUUGUUGGGUUAGCUUGUGGCGUCUUGAUGUUUUUAUUUACAAGAUUCUUUGGUUCGUGGGCAUUAACUGCAUUCACAGGACCAAAAAAUGUUCAUAUUGUACCUGCAGCAAAUACAUAUGUUCAGAUUCGAGGUUAUGCAUGGCCAGCAGUUAUUGUUGGAUGGGUUGCUCAGAGUGCAAGUCUUGGAAUGAAAGAUUCCUGGGGACCUCUGAAGGCCUUGGCAGUUUCUAGUAUUUUCAAUUUUGUUGGUGAUGUAGUUCUGUGCAGCUUUUUAGGUUACGGGAUAGCUGGUGCUGCAUGGGCAACAAUGGUCUCUCAAGUUGUUGCAGCUUAUAUGAUGAUUGAAGCUCUAAACAAGAAAGGAUAUAAUGCAUUUGCUUUCUCUGUUCCAACACUUGAUGAAAUUUUGACAAUAGUUAGGCUUGCAGCUCCAGUGUUUGUAACAAUGAUGUCAAAGGUUGUCUUUUACUCUCUCCUUAUAUAUUUUGCUACAUCUAUGGGUACAUAUUCUGUAGCUGCUCAUCAGGUCAUGCUUCAAACAUACAGCAUGUGCACGGUAUGGGGUGAGCCUCUUUCUCAAACUGCACAAUCAUUUAUGCCUGAGUUGAUAUAUGGUUUCAAUCGAAGCUUGGAAAAGGCACGGAUGUUACAGAAGUCACUUGUGAUUAUUGGAGCUACACUUGGAUUGGUGUUGGGGGUCAUUGGAACAUCUGUUCCUUGGUUGUGCCCAAAUCUCUUUACGCCUGAUGAAAAUGUUAUACGGGAGAUGCAUAAAGUUCUUUUACCGUACUUCAUGGCAUUGGCAAUUACACCUAGCACUCAUAGCCUUGAAGGAACGUUGAUGGCUGGACGGGAUCUCAAAUUUCUUAGCCUAUCAAUGACCGGAUGCUUGUGUGUCGGUGCCCUUGUAUUGAUGCUUGUGAGCAGCAGAGCAUAUGGUUUGGCUGGCUGCUGGUGUGCACUUGUGGGAUUUCAAUGGUCACGAUUCUUUCUCGCUCUCCAGCGACUUCUUUCUCCUGAUGGAAUAUUGUACUCCGAAGACUUGAGCCGAUAUAAAAUUGAGAAGCAGAAAGCUGCUUAGCUUAAAUACAUGAGAGAACAAACACGUAAUGAACGUGUUCCAACAGGAAUCAGAAUUUGUAGACGUAGGACCUGAGCUGCAAUCAGCAGACACACCAUUCCUAUACUUCAGAUAUAAAACAAUCGUUAGCAUCAAAGAGGUUGCCCGAAGUAACAAUCUGCCCUGAAGCUGUGAUGUGUUUUUUUUCCUCUUACAGCUUAUAACGCCCUCAAAAUCAAUUCUUGUAAUUGUAUAUUACUCUAAUCAGCAGGAAUAUUUUCCCCAAUGGGAAUAAUUUGCAGAACCAGCAUUCUUUAUUCUUCUUCUUCUUCUUUUCAUUUGAAAGUCAAACUGAAUAAAAUUUGGUUAACUUGGGUGGGCUGGUUUGGGCCUUUUUACC
Messenger RNA from Manihot esculenta (cassava), 2263 nucleotides. Its product is annotated as protein DETOXIFICATION 46, chloroplastic. The record is from RefSeq and is a predicted model, not a curated record. The transcript is spliced from 14 exons. Gene Ontology annotation, cellular component: membrane. Gene Ontology annotation, molecular function: xenobiotic transmembrane transporter activity; antiporter activity. NCBI's taxonomy places the organism in Eukaryota, Viridiplantae, Streptophyta, Magnoliopsida, Malpighiales, Euphorbiaceae. Gene Ontology annotation, biological process: transmembrane transport. Bases 208 to 1884 code for a protein of 558 amino acids.